AAGAUGCAAGUGAAUAAUUACUCGCGACGGCGCUUAUGAAUAUAGCGAUUGAUCAAGCUGGACAACCAAAUUCAAAGUCUCAAUUCAAUACAUUUGAGUAAAGCUUACAUACAAAACUGCUGCACUGAGAUUGCAAUACAAGGGUGGUCGAAUUGGCUUGAAACUGUGAGUAAAUCUUGACUCUCGUUUCACUUGUUGAUUUUCACCUUGGAUUACCCCGCCAUGAGGUUUAAUAUCAGCUUCAAGAGUGAACUCAAUUCAAGAGAUCGUAACUUCCAUGAAUGAAUUUAGGUUUUCGCUUGAACUUAAAUUAUUUUACCGUUACACACACCCUGGUGUCCUUUUUACAUUCAUUUCAAACGGUCCCCAUGGCUGAUAAACUCAACUUAGCUUCCAAGUUCUUUGGUCAAUCGCAGCCAAGAACGAUUAUAGGGGCUGUUGUAUAGUCAACGUUACAGUAUACUCACAGCAAUAAUGGGUCUCCCCCAAUAUAAGAAAGACUUCCUCAAGGCCGCCGUCGAGGGUGGCGCCCUACGAUUCGGAGCCUUUGAGCUGAAGUCGAAGCGGAUAUCUCCCUACUUCUUCAACGCUGGCGACUUCUAUACGGGAGAAUUGCACGUGCCCAUCAUGGACGCGUAUGCCCAGACCAUCGCUACCAGCGAGCUGGCCGAUGGCUUUGAUGUGAUUUUCGGCCCUGCCUAUAAGGGUAUCCCGCUAGCCGCCACGGUCUUCUACGCCCUGGCCAAGACAGACCCCGCCAAAUACCGCAAGGUCGCCUACAGCUUCGACCGCAAAGAGGCCAAGGAUCACGGCGAAGGCGGCAGCAUCGUCGGGUCGCCUCUCAAGGGCAAGAGAGUCCUCAUCAUUGACGAUGUGGUGUCGGCCGGCACGGCCAAGCGUCAAGCCAUAGACAUGAUCCGAGCGAAUGGCGGCACCGUCGUGGGCAUUGUCGUCGCCCUAGACCGUCAAGAGACCCUCCCGGAUGGCGACGGCAAGACCAGCGCCAUAGGUCAGCUACGAAAGGAGUACCAAAUCCCUAUUAUCUCUAUUGUGAAGCUAGACGAUAUUAUCAACGGCAUGCAAGGCGUCAUCUCGGAAGACGACAUCAAGAAUAUCGAGGCAUACCGUGCUAAGUUCGGAGCAAGCGAUUAGAUGAAACAAACAUAAGGAAGUAAUAAGCCGUUGGGAUGAUUAUUAUGUAGACGUACGCGGGUUUUGAUAGGGAAUUCAAAAAAACAAGAUAGACAUACGGCGAUAGAGGAUUGGUUAAACGAGGUAAAUAGAAGAAAAAAAAGAAAUUCGGAUUUCGAGAUGAAUAUACUUCAUAAAUCAAGCAUAAAUAAAAAUGCCUUCAUCCAUAGCGUUCACCGAGGCUGAUGAUGUUGAGUACCUAUACGAUGACGAGUAAAUAGUGCGGUUAAGUGCAAAUGCACUACUCAUUAUUCAGGUAGGCGGUAUAAAUCUCCAAGGAGGCUUACGAGAGCGAUUGGCGUUCUCCUUUUCUUCGUUUAGCCACCCAACCAUUCAUCCAACCAUCCAUUCAAGGAUACACCUCAUACACCUCAAAUCCCGAAACUGUCGAAAAUAUUCAAUCAGUCGCAUGACCGCAAAUUGACCGCGUUUCGGACAGU
Messenger RNA from Annulohypoxylon truncatum, 1631 nucleotides. Its product is annotated as orotate phosphoribosyltransferase. Bases 475 to 1152 code for a protein of 225 amino acids. Lineage: Eukaryota; Fungi; Ascomycota; Sordariomycetes; Xylariales; Hypoxylaceae. The record is from RefSeq and is a predicted model, not a curated record. Gene Ontology annotation, cellular component: cytoplasm. The transcript has a single exon. Gene Ontology annotation, biological process: 'de novo' pyrimidine nucleobase biosynthetic process; pyrimidine nucleotide biosynthetic process; pyrimidine ribonucleoside biosynthetic process. Gene Ontology annotation, molecular function: orotate phosphoribosyltransferase activity.